Plasmodium knowlesi strain H is the source of this 1167-nucleotide messenger RNA. RefSeq names its product thiamine pyrophosphokinase, putative. The record is from RefSeq and is a predicted model, not a curated record. Bases 1 to 1167 code for a protein of 388 amino acids. Gene Ontology annotation, molecular function: thiamine binding; ATP binding; thiamine diphosphokinase activity. The transcript has a single exon. Gene Ontology annotation, biological process: thiamine metabolic process; thiamine diphosphate biosynthetic process. NCBI's taxonomy places the organism in Eukaryota, Apicomplexa, Aconoidasida, Haemosporida, Plasmodiidae.
AUGAAAAGGUGUUUCUUCAACGUGCGCGCGAAAGUGAGUGUGCACCUAAACGGUAAUGCCAGGGCCAUCGAACAGACCAAUCAAAGGAAAAUAUUUGCGAACACAAACGCAAGGUGGUAUCGCCCAUCAGGGGAUACGAAUGAGUUACGUUCUGCCCACUCUAGCUGCAUGAGGAGCAUAAAGGAAGGAAAUCUUAAUGUGCAUGAUCUUGAUUUUAUGAAAUGCAUUUUGCUAAAUGAUGAAAGAAAGUGGAACAAAGAGUCGCUCCCAGAGGAGCGCAGAACAGAAUCAACACCCCAGUCUAAAAUAAUCACCAUCGUCCUGAACAAUACAAUUUGCGCCCAUUCGGCCAAAAUUAUUCCUAACUCGGAUAUAUUAAUAUGCGCCGAUGGAGGCGCCAAUAGGUUGUACAACUGGUGUCAGUCGUUAGAUAGGGAGAGAAACGCAACCCAUAAGCAUAGUUCACCGAAAGGGGAAGAAGACAAAAACACAGCGCUGUAUGCAUUGCACCAAAAUGAGCAUUCGCAGCACGUGCACGGACGACACACUAUCGCUGAUUUAUUCAACAUGCCAGUGGAAGAAACGAAGAAGAUGCUGAGGUAUCCCACCGAAAUAGUGCCCCACAUAAUUUGCGGCGACUUUGAUAGCAUAAGUGAACAUGUGUACAGCUACUACAAAAACAAGUCAGUCAUAUUCGAAAAGUGUGCCAACCAGGAAAAUACAGACCUUGAUAAAUGUAUCGACGUGAUACGAGCACACAUCCGCAAGAAUGACAAAAUAUUAAUUUUAGGAGCCACAGGAAACAGGUUUGACCAUACGUGUGCAAAUAUUUCUUGCCUAUACAAGAAUGCAUCCCUAAAUAGUUUGUACUUAAUUGGGGAGAAUAACUUCCUCUUUUUGCUCCAGCAAGGAAGUCAUAUUAUACACGCAAGUCCCGACAUCUUUUACAAAGGCUGCGGCAUUUUACCCAUUGGCGGAAAGUGUACAAUUAAAACAGAAGGGCUCAAGUACAAUUUGAAUGAUGAAUGCUUGAGCUUCGAUACUCUUAUUAGUUCGUCAAAUGAAGUUGUCCAGAGGGAGGUAAAAAUUUUUACCGAUUCUCCUGUGGUUUGGAGUGCCCAGUUAAGGGGUGGGGAAGAUCAUGUGCGGCCCUGCACACACAACUAG